AUGUGUCUACUUUUGUUCACAUCUAUCUAUCUAUCUAUCUAUCUAUCUAUCUAUCUAUCUAUCUAUCUAUCUAUCUAUCUCAGUCUGUUCAUUACCUUUCUAUCUAUCUAUCUAUCUAUCUAUCUAUCUAUCUAUCUGUCUGUCUGUCUAUCUAUAUAUCUAUCUAUGUCUGUUUUGACCUCUCUAUAUAUCUUUUCUAUCUCAGUCUGUUUAUUUAAUCCUAUCUAUCUAUCUAUAUCUCAGUCUGACACAUCUAUUCUAUCACACACUAUCACAUAUAUAUAUCUAUCUAUCUAUCUCAGUCUGUUAUCCUUAUCUAUCUAUCUAUCUAUCUAUCUAUCUAUCUAUCUAUCUAUCUAUCUCAGCCUUUUCUUUUCUAUCUAUCUAUCUAUCUAUCUAUAUAUCAGUCAUAUCACAUCUUUUCUUUUCUAUCUAUCUAUCUAUCUAUCUCAGUCUUUUCUUUCUUUCUAUCUAUCUCAGUCUUUUUCUUUUCUUUUCUAUCUAUCUAUCUAUCUCAGUCUUUUCUUUUCUUUCUAUCUAUCUCAGUCUUUUCAUUUUCUUUCUAUCUAUCUAUCUAUCUCAUCUUAUCUUUAUCUAUCUAUCUAUCUAUCUAUCUCAGUCUUUUCUUUUCUUUCAUUAUCUAUCUAUCUAUCUCAUCCAUCUUUUUUUUCUGUUUCUAUCUAUCUAUCUAUCUCAGUCAUUUUUCUAUUUUUCUAUCUAUCUAUCUAUCUAUCUCAGUCUUUUCAUUACCUUUCAUCUAUCUAUCUAUCUAUUUUUCUUUCUAUUUUCAUCUAUCUAUCUAUCUCAGUCUUUUCUUUCUAUAUAUCUAUCUAUGUCUGUUUUUUUCUUUUCUAUCUAUCUUUCAUCUAUCUCCUUGUUUAUUUCUUCCUAUCUAUCAUCUAUCUAUCUCAGAGAAUAUCUAUCUAUCUAUCUCAUCUUUUCUUAUCUUUCUAUCUAUCUAUCUAUCUAUCUCAGUCUUUUCUUUCUAUCUAUCUAUCUAUCUAUCUCUUUCUAUCUAUCUAUCUAUCUAUCUAUCUAGUCUCAGUCAUUUUCUUUUCUAUCUAUCUAUCUAUCUAUCUCAGUCUGUUCAUUAUCUAUCUAUCUAUCUAUCUCAUCUUUAUUUCUUUCUAUCUAUCUCAUGUCUAUCUCAUCUUUCUUCUUUUUUUCUAUCUUUUCUAUCUAUCUCAGUCUUUUUCUUUUCUUGUUUCUUUCUAUCUAUCUAUCUCAGUGACUUUUCUUUUCACACACACACACAUCACACAUAUAUAUCUCAGUCUUUUUUUUCUUUUCAUUAUCUAUAUCUAUCUAUCUAGUCUUUUAUUUUCUUUCUAUCUAUCUAUCUUUCUCUUUCUUUUCUAUCUUUCUAUCUAUCUAUCUAUCUAUCUCAGUCUUUUCUUUUCUUUCUAUCUAUCUAUCUAUCUCAGUCUUUUCUUUUCUUUCUAUCUAUCUAUCUAUCUCAGUCUUUUCUUUUCUUUCUAUCUAUCUAUCUAUCUCAGUCUUUUCUUUUCUUUCUAUCUAUCUAUCUAUCUCAGUCUUUUCUUUUCUUUCUAUCUAUCUAUCUAUCUAUCUAUCUCAGUCUUUUCUUUUCUUUCUAUCUAUCUAUCUAUCUAUCUAUCUCAGUCUUUUCUUUUCUUUCUAUCUAUCUAUCUAUCUAUCUAUCUCAGUCUUUUCUUUUCUUUCAUCUAUCUAUCUAUAUCAGUCUUUUCUUUUUUCCUUUCUAUCUAUCUAUCUAUCUAUCUAUCUAUCUAUGUUUUGAGCUAUCUAUAUUCUCUCUCUUCAACUUUCCUUAACAAGGGUCGGAAAACCACGACCUACAUCCAGCCCGCGAAGGAUGUAGGCCGGACAAACCCGGUCUACAUCUUGCCCGAGAAGCGUAUUGAUCGAAAAACCCCGGUCUACAUCCAGCCAGCGAAGGAUGUAGAUCGGAUAACCCCGGACUAUAUCAUGCCCGCGAAGGAUGAAAGUCGGACAACCCCGGUCUACAUCCAGCCCGCGAAGGAUGUAGAUCGGACAACCCAGGUCUACAUCCAGCACGCGAAGGAUGCAAGUCGGACAACUCCGGCCUACAUCCAGCCCGAGAAGCGUAUUGAUUGA
Molecule: messenger RNA, 2094 nt
Organism: Acanthosepion pharaonis
Lineage: Eukaryota; Metazoa; Mollusca; Cephalopoda; Sepiida; Sepiidae
Source: the annotation of a GenBank genome assembly